AUGCUCUCGACUUCAGAAGGAUUCGAAUACACGCCAACCCAGGGUUCGAAAGCUGGACUACCUACACAAGCUGUCAUCUCUCCUCCUAUUUCGGACGCCGACCCCUCGAUUCUGUACGAUGUGAUCAUCAUCGGCGCUGGGUAUACGGGGUUGACUGCCGCCCGAGAUCUCACAGCUAAAGGACGAAGUGUUCUUCUCCUCGAAGCUCGUGACCGUAUCGGCGGUCGUACAUGGACAACCGUGACCGCAGAAGGCGACGUCGUCGAUCUCGGAGGGGCAUAUGUCCAUUGGCACCAGCCCUUUGUGUGGUCUGAGAUCGUCCGGUACGGAUUGAAAGACAAGAUCAAAGACGCCUACGAGCAGUACGAAGGAUCGACACAGUCUUCUAUCAUCAUUGAUGGGGUUCGAAAGGACUUUGACCUCCCUGACAUGGACGCAUGGCUCGAUGGUGCGCUGCAGACCUUCUACAACGCAGACGGAGCACACGCCUCUGAACUCGUCCCGUAUCCACAUACCGCCUUGCACGAUUUCGAAACAGCCAAGAAGUACGACUCUCUCAGCGUGGCGGACCGUCUGGACCAAGUUCGCGGUACCGUCUCGCAAGAAGCACGACGCGCGGUCGAACUGAUCUCGACGCUCAUGAGCGGCCCCCCAGCCCGGACAGCGAGCUACUACGACCUCCUCCAGCGGUGGGUAUUGGGAGGGGCCACGCACGACGCUUACACGGCACACAUGGCCCGGUACAAAUUGUCGUGCGGGCAGACAGAACUGGCCAAGCACAUAUUUGACGACGCAGUCAAUGCUAAUAAGUCUCUCAGAGUGAACGACAGUACCGCCACGCUGUCGACGACCUUGUCAUAUGCGUUCUCCGCACCCGUUGAGACGAUCGACUAUACCAACUCGUCCGAGGGCCGUGUGCAGACAACAGAUGGACGUGUGUUCAGGGCCAAACAGAUCAUCUGUACAAUUCCUCUUACCGUUCUCAAGGACGUUGCGUUCGUCCCGACCCUCCCCGAUGAAAAGACUCGAGCUUUCAAAGAGGCGAGGGUGAAUAAUACGCAGAAAGCGUGGAUGCGAGCGGAGGGCAAGCAGUGGCGGACAUGGGCUGCCCUACGACAAAAAGGCGAUAUCGCAACCAUGGUUUCCGGGGACGCUCAUUCUGCGUCACCAGACAGUCACACAACAAAUCUCGUUUAUUUCUCGGGUGGGAGGAUCUCGCAAACGUCGCCCAAGGAGGUCGUCGAGGAUGCCCAGUCUCUCCAUCCGGAUUUGAAAGUUGAUCGAAUGAUCUCUACGGACUGGGUGACGGAUCCCUACUCCAGAGGAACAUGGUCCCUUUUUUCGCCAGGGUACAUGACCACGUACCUCACCGCGUUACAAGAACCACUGGGGAAUCUCAAGUUUGCUAGCUCCGACUAUUGCGAUGGGUGGAGGGGCUUCAUCGAUGGGGCCAUUGAGGCCGGAAUGCUUAUUGCCAGAGAGGUUGACAGGGACCUUGAAUCUUGA
Fonsecaea pedrosoi CBS 271.37 is the source of this 1506-nucleotide messenger RNA. RefSeq lists its product as uncharacterized. Gene Ontology annotation, molecular function: oxidoreductase activity. NCBI's taxonomy places the organism in Eukaryota, Fungi, Ascomycota, Eurotiomycetes, Chaetothyriales, Herpotrichiellaceae. The record is from RefSeq and is a predicted model, not a curated record. The coding region runs from base 1 to 1506 and encodes 501 amino acids. The transcript has 4 exons.